Molecule: messenger RNA, 1143 nt
Organism: Symbiodinium natans
Lineage: Eukaryota; Dinophyceae; Suessiales; Symbiodiniaceae
Source: the annotation of a GenBank genome assembly
AUGCCAGGGCCCCUUGCCGCGCCAACGCCGCAGCGGCCCGCGGAGGGGCGGCGCCUCGGCCAAGGCCUCUUCUUGGCUCCGCUGCAGGAGCUGCCCGGCUGUGCAUUCUUUCCUCGGCAUCACUAUGCUGCUGUCGCCCUCUCCUCUGGAGACACCUUCUUCCUCUUGGGCGGUAGCAAUGGCCGCAUCCACCUCAACGAUGUUUGGUGCGCGCGGCUGUGUAACGUCGGUGGGGUGACGGAUUGGGCCUGGUCAGAAGUUUCGGAGCACCAGGAGGGGCGCCGCGACCCACUUGAUGGGCAGCUGAUGCUCUCCAAGUUUCCUGGCCGCUCGCGCUUCGCCGCCGCAGGUGUUCUCGGCGCCAAGGGGGGAGCAGCAAGGGCGCUGUACGUGACGGGCGGCCAGGGCGCUUUCUGCCCAGAGGACUUCUGGGCCUCGGAGGAUGGCGGCCGUACCUGGUACUGCAUGUGCCGCCGUGUUCCCUGGGGUGGGCGCUUGGAUCCAGGACUCAGUGUGGUCCCGACCAAGUACGAGCAAGUGCUCGUGCUCGGAGGCAUUGUCCCAGGAGUAGGACUCCGAGUUGAACGAGAUCUCUGGAUCUCCGCCGACGCUGGCUCCACCUGGAACAGCGUCGCGACACCCGACUGGGAGCCACGUAGCGCGCCGCUCCUGGCCUUCCCCCCUCCUGGAAGUGGUGGGCGCUCGCUGCUGGUGCUGGGCGGGGCGCGGCUGGCGGAGGAUGCUGCUGGGGAUCGGGCACAUGCGGGCGGCAGCCGCUUCUUAGAUGAUGCUUGGGAGGUUCGUUUGGAUUUCAUCGAGUGUACGAUGCAGGCGCGCGAGCUUGCGACGGCUGAAGCCCCCGAAGGUCGUGGCAGUGACGAGAAUGGUUUUGAUGGCCACAUGGCCGCGUUUGACGCUUCGGCGGCGCCGUCUGCACAUGCAGGCGACAUCUGGCCUAGGCCGGGCAGUGCGGUCAUGCUGCGUGGCGGGGAGGUCUAUCUGGCACCUCUCACGGCGCCUCACACCUGGGCGCCCUCUGCGCAGCUGCGCGACAGUUGGAGCUCACGGAGGCCCUCGGCUGCUUGUCUUCAGCGCCGACGGUGUUGCCGCCAGCGGCGCUGGGGAGAUCUGUGCGCAGCGUGA